Molecule: messenger RNA, 1161 nt
Organism: Diospyros lotus (date-plum)
Lineage: Eukaryota; Viridiplantae; Streptophyta; Magnoliopsida; Ericales; Ebenaceae
Exons: 3
Coding region: 1-1161 (386 amino acids)
Cellular component (GO): membrane
Source: RefSeq, a predicted model, not a curated record
AUGGGAAUUCUGCAAAGAUAUCUCCUAAUGCUUCCGGUUUUUAUAUGGAUGUUCUGGUUGCCAAAACUCAGGGCGGUUGAAUUGCCUGGGACUUCGAUAAGGACUGCCCGGGCCUUGGAUGCGCUUCUGCAAGACUAUGCUUAUAGGGCAUUUUCAAACCCCAGGACUGGCAUUCCUUAUGAUGGAGUGGCGCCGACCAACUUAACGGGGAUUAAGAUUUCAGCAAUUCGACUUGUGCACCAUAGCUUAAGGACUAGAGGAGUAGUCCCAGCAUAUAAAGAGUUUGAGAUUCCUGUUGGUGUUGUUGAGCGGCGGCCCUAUGUGAAGAGGCUUGUUUUGGUCUACCAAAACUUGGGCAAUUGGUCAACAGUCUACUAUCAUUUACCCAAUUACACAUAUUUAGCUCCAGUUUUGGGUCUCCUUGCUUACGAUGCAUCAAAUUUAUCUGCCAAACAUUUGCCUGAACUGGAUAUUAGGGCAUCUGGUAAACCCAUAUCAAUCAUCUUUUCAGAUGUGAAAUCUGUGCCCAAUGGUUCAGUUCCAAAAUGCGUUUGGUUUGAUUUACAUGGGCUUGUCAAUUUCAGUGAUGUUGUAUCUGGGAAUGGAUGUUCAACCUUCCAACAAGGGCAUUUCUCUAUUGUGGUCGAGUCUACUGCCCCUUCCCCUGCACCUCCUCCAAAUGAGGGUCCUCCAAUGCCAACUGGUGGAGGAAGUAAAGGAAGGAGCAAAAGCACAACGGUUGGCAUAAUUCUGGGGUCAGUGCUAGGUGGUUUAGCGUUGUUGGUUUUGUUGGUAUUCGUGGCACUCUGGGUGCAGAGGUGUACGCACAGGAGGAAAAUGCAACAAAUGGAAAAAGCUGCAGAAGCGGGGGAAACACUAUAUAUGACCUCAGUUGGAAACAUUAAAGCCCCAGCUGCAACAGUGACGCGAACACAGCCGAAAAUUGAGAUUUCCUGGCAACUGAUAUUUGUGCCAGAGUGCAAACUUUUGCGACUCAGUGACAUUCCCCAAAUGGGUAGUAUUGGUUGGGGUGAAUUCAACGAUAGAUGGCUUGGACAUUUUCUGGGAUAUUUUGCUGGUUACUCCUCGAGCAACAUGUUUGUGCACACAACUGAGCAUCAGCUGCUAUCUUCAACUGCAGAUUGUGGAGCCUCAGAAUGA